GGCGCUCUCCGCCCGCCCACGGGGCGGCCCCGGCGGCGCCUCCCGGCCCUCGGAAGUGAUCCCGGGCCGGGGCGAGCCGGGAGGAAGCGCCGAUUUCGCACAGCGGUGAUCGCAGGGAAGGCGGCGAUCCCAGGAGCGGGCGGCGAUCCCCGGCGAAGGCGAUCCCGGCAAGGCAGCGGCGGUGCCCAGCAUGAAGCUGAUCAUCCUGGAGAAUUACUCUCAGGCCAGCGAGUGGGCGGCCAAGUACAUCCGCAACCGCAUCGUGCAGUUCGGGCCGGGCCCCGGGCGCUUCUUCACGCUGGGGCUGCCCACAGGCAGCACCCCGCUGGGCUGCUACAGCAAGCUGGUGGAGUAUUACCGCAACGGCGACCUCUCCUUCAAGUACGUGAAGACUUUCAACAUGGACGAGUACGUGGGUCUCCCAAGGGAUCACCCAGAGAGUUACCAUUCCUUCAUGUGGAAUAACUUCUUCAAGCACAUCGACAUCUCACCAGAAAAUGUCCACAUCUUGGAUGGAAAUGCCCCUGAUCUCCAGGCUGAGUGUGAUGCAUUUGAGGAGAAAAUCAAAGCAGCUGGAGGCAUCGAGCUCUUUGUUGGAGGUAUUGGCCCUGAUGGUCACAUUGCCUUCAACGAGCCAGGAUCCAGUUUGGUGUCCAGGACACGAGUGAAGACCUUGGCCAUGGACACCAUACUGGCCAAUGCCAGGUUCUUUGAUGGUGACCUCUCCAAAGUGCCCACCAUGGCUUUGACAGUUGGAGUUGGCACUGUCAUGGAUGCCAGAGAGGUGAUGAUCCUGAUCACAGGAGCCCACAAAGCCUUUGCUCUGUACAAGGCCAUUGAGGAUGGGGUGAACCACAUGUGGACGGUGUCGGCCUUCCAGCAGCACCCCAACACCGUGUUCGUGUGCGACGAGGACGCCACGCUGGAGCUCAAAGUCAAAACAGUCAAAUACUUCAAAGGUUUAAUGCUGGUUCACAACAAGCUUGUGGAGCCCUUGUACAGCAUGAAGGAGAUGGGAGCAGAGAGGAGCCAGUCCAAGAAGCCAUACAGUGAUUAAUGUGCUGGGGCAGUGCUGAACCAGCUGCUGAAAACAGCUGGGAGAAAAGGGAAUUGCUGCAGAAACUGAUCUCAUAUUUGUUCUUAAAUUAGCAGAAUGAUCAUAUGGUUCCCUCUCUCCAUUAAAGAGACAGAUGCCAAACACCUGCCUUAAUUAACCAAAGGAGGAUCCAGUGUUCUGUGCUCCACAAACUUCUGCUACCACCCACUCUCUGAAGUAAAUGAAGAAUAAGUUGUUUGAUCUGUGAACUGCCUGUAAUCAUGGACUGAAGGCUGCAGAACUAAGUGUGAGGAAAAAUGAAAGUACAAGGUUGCAGGAACAAGUGGGUGAUCACUUUGGGGUGUAUUCCUUGCAACUAGGACAAGUACCUCAUGUUAUUCCUUCCACUUCCAUGAAACACUCCUGCAUUAGAAUCCUGGAGAAGGGAAGCUCAGAGCAGCACCCAGAGGGCAGGAAGAAGAUGAGAAGGGACAGUGGGGCCUGAGUGGAGACAGGAUGCCCAGGCUGGAGAGGAUGAAACCCCACUGUGGGAACAGCCAAGCAGUGGGACAGGAUCCCCAGGGCUGUGCAGGCUCUGCUUCUGUUGGAUUACACACACCUCACAGGUGGACAACAGCCAAGACACCACCAGUUCUGAAAGGUUAUUCCUGGGAUUCCUAUCCAAUGCUCUCACAAGAGGGGCAAGAAAACUGGGCAACCUUUAUUUUCUUUAUACAGAAAUUUUAUAAAUUGUUCAUCUGUAAUGUAGCUUUCUUCACUAAAUGUCUUUAAUUUUUUUAAAAUGGUGAUACUUGACUGUA
Oenanthe melanoleuca is the source of this 1857-nucleotide messenger RNA. RefSeq names its product glucosamine-6-phosphate deaminase 1 (gene GNPDA1). Gene Ontology annotation, biological process: D-glucosamine catabolic process; N-acetylglucosamine catabolic process; N-acetylneuraminate catabolic process. Gene Ontology annotation, cellular component: cytoplasm. Gene Ontology annotation, molecular function: identical protein binding; glucosamine-6-phosphate deaminase activity. The record is from RefSeq and is a predicted model, not a curated record. The transcript is spliced from 6 exons. Bases 191 to 1057 code for a protein of 288 amino acids. Lineage: Eukaryota; Metazoa; Chordata; Aves; Passeriformes; Muscicapidae.